AUGGCUAUUCAUCCUGUCAGCCUGGCUCUCACGGCAGCACGAGAUAGAUACAUCCAGCGCAACCCUGUUUCGAACAAGCUGCAUGAAGAGUCGCACGAAUUCAUGCCCGGUGGGAACACAAGAACAAUUCUACAUGUUUCGCCCUUCCCCAUCACCUUCGCAUGCGGCAAGGAUGCCACAUUGACCUCCGUUGACAACGACACCUAUGUCGAUUUUCUCGGAGAGUACAGUGCCGGUAUUUUCGGCCACUCUAAUGCUCUUAUUGCAAAGGCUGUUCACGGGGCCCUCUCGAAGGGGUGGAACUACGGCGGACAAACUGUUAUAGAAAAAACCCUGGCCAAGAAGGUUGUCACUCGAUUCCGUCCCAGCGGCAUAGACUUGGUUCGGUUUACCAACUCUGGCACCGAAUCCAACACUGUGGCCAUCGCCGCCGCCCUAAACAUUACCGGGCGCCGAAAGAUCCUAGUCUUUAGCAACGGCUACCACGGCGGCACACUGAUCUUUCCAAUGGACCUGAUAAAGAACCCAGCCACACGCAACGUCAACCUUCCUCACGAAUUUGUGUUCGCUCCUUACAACAAUAUCGACGAGACUGAGGCCAUUAUUAGCUCCCUAGCCCCACAGAGUCUCGCAGCUAUUCUUGUGGAGCCUAUUCAAGGCUCUGGUGGCUGCCGACCAGCAACAAAGGAUUUCCUUCGUUAUCUGCGUCAAGAGGCUGAUGCUCAGCAAUGCUUGCUGAUCAUUGACGAAGUCAUGGCUUCAAGGCUCGGUCCAAACGGCUGCAGUGCCGCUAUGGGUAUCAAAGCUGAUAUUAUGACGUUGGGAAAAUACGUCGGAGGUGGUAUGACCUUCGGAGCUUUCGGUGGAAGACGAGAUAUCAUGGAGGUUUUUGAUCCCGAAAAGUCUGGCCUCCAACACCCCGGCACUUACAAUAACAAUAUCGUCACCAUGUCAGCCGGUGUCGUCGGAUUGGAUAUUUAUAACAGCUCAGAGGUGGAAAGACUGAAUGCAUUUGGCACCAACUUCAAGAUAAAACUUCAAGAGGUUCUUAUCAAGUACGGCAUUUAUCGACAGCAUCCAGCUGGUGCAUUCCGAAACAUCAUCGAAGUAGACAGCUUCAAGAACGACACUCUCAUAAACCCAGAAGAUUCAUCGCUGGCACCCCAUGAAUCGCUACCAAUUAUGUUCAUCACCGGUCACGGUAGCAUGGUGAAUGUCCGAUUCAGUGGGCCUUGCGCUGCGGAUCUCAGGGCUCUGUACUACUUCCACAUGCUUGAGAACAACAUCUACCUGGCUCCUCGAGGAUACACGCCGUUGAAUCUUGAGCUCAACGACAAGGACGUGGUGAAGUACUUGGCGGCCUUCGAGGAUUUUGUGACUAAGUAUAGCUCCCUCUGUUGA
This is a messenger RNA of Penicillium riverlandense, 1401 nucleotides long. RefSeq lists its product as uncharacterized. The coding region runs from base 1 to 1401 and encodes 466 amino acids. Lineage: Eukaryota; Fungi; Ascomycota; Eurotiomycetes; Eurotiales; Aspergillaceae. The transcript has a single exon. Gene Ontology annotation, molecular function: transaminase activity; pyridoxal phosphate binding. The record is from RefSeq and is a predicted model, not a curated record.